AUGCUGGAGGGCGUCAGGUUUGCGCGCAGACACCCGCGGCUGGGGCGCCUCCGGCCGGACGGCGCUGCCCGGGACCGCGCGACCUGCGGGAAGGGGCGCCUGGCCCUGCGCCGCACUUGCCCAAAACUAGUCCGCCUGAUGACAGCGGCCCUGGCGCUUCCACGUUACGAAACCCAAAUUAAGAAUUUAUUGGCCCCGCAUUUCUGCGAAGUUAUUAGACGAGAGGGCAAGGGAGAAGCGGGAGCGGUCUGCUCCAGGCCGCUGGACAGGGAAAAGCCCUUCCACGCCCCCGAGGCACGGAAAUCUGCCCCCAUCGCCCAGAACCCGGGGAUUUUUCGGGAGAUUCGGCUGCCCCAGCCAUCAGAGAAGACGUCGGGCCGGAAGGGUUUUUCCCACGGCUCGGGAUCCCACUGCAGAUAG
Molecule: messenger RNA, 420 nt
Organism: Rangifer tarandus platyrhynchus (Svalbard reindeer)
Lineage: Eukaryota; Metazoa; Chordata; Mammalia; Artiodactyla; Cervidae
Source: the annotation of a GenBank genome assembly